Messenger RNA from Aphis gossypii (cotton aphid), 623 nucleotides. RefSeq lists its product as uncharacterized. The record is from RefSeq and is a predicted model, not a curated record. Bases 108 to 623 code for a protein of 171 amino acids. The transcript is spliced from 3 exons. Lineage: Eukaryota; Metazoa; Arthropoda; Insecta; Hemiptera; Aphididae.
AAUUUCUCCCAGAACUAUAAAAAUUAUGAUUUUUAGGUAUAUUAAUAACAAACAAAUCAUUAAAAGCCUUGUUGAAUGAUUUAAAAUGCAAGAAUAUUUCUUAUAUAAUGACACGAAAAGUUAACCAGGAUGUAGUUGAAAACAUGUUUAGCUUUCUCAAAGGAAUUUGUGGAGCAGCACUGAAUAAUAUUACACCGUUACAAUUUAAAUAUGCUCUCAGGUGGUACAUUUUGGGAAAACAUUCAACCGCAGUAUACACUGAGAAUAAAAAUACAGAAGAUGGCAUAGAAAAUAGCUUAAUUUCAGGUGAAGAGUGUGUUACUAGUUCAAUGUUUAGGCAAUCUGAGGUAUUAAUUAAUGAAACUGACUAUUCACAAAAUGAAGAACUGGCAAAUAUUAUGAGUGUUGAAGGUUCAGUUACAAUUAAAAAUGUGGAUAUGAAUAUACUGGAUCUCUUUGAAAAGAAUAUUGAAAAUGAAGGAUCAUUUGGAGACAUAGAAAAUAAGUGCGUUGAAUAUGUAGCUGGAUAUGUAGCACAUCGCUUCAUCUAUAAAUAUCCAUACCUGAAGAAUGAAGAAUGCAAUAGUACACAGGAGACAUCAUGGAUUCAACAUUUAUCUUAA